AUGAUGAACGGGCUGGACACCCCGCCCCCUAGUGCGGGCGCCCACGCCCACCACCUGGCCAAGAUGAGGGUCACCCAGAAGAUACAGUCCCCCUCCACGCCCCUCACGCCCCUCACCCCCGUCGCCUCCACUACCCCGGCUUUCAUCCAGGUCACCCACUUCGGCGAGGAGAACGUCAUGGAAGCCUAUGUGGCUGCCUGUGUGACAGCCUAUGUGGCUGACUAUGUGACAGCCUAUGUGGCUGCCUAUGUGGCAGCCUAUAUGACUGCCUAUGUGGCUGCUUAUGUGACUGCCUAUGUGGCAGCCUAUGUGGCUGCCUAUGUGGCUGCCUAUGUGGCAGCCUAUAUGACUGCCUAUGUGGCUGCCUAUGUGACAGCCUAUGUGGCUGCCUAUAUGACUGCCUAUGUGGCAGCCAAUAUGACUGCCUAUGUGGCUGCCUAUGUGACAGCCUAUGUGGCAGCCUAUAUGACUGCCUAUGUGGCAGCCUAUAUGACUGCCUAUGUGGCUGCCUAUGUGACUGCCUAUGUGGCAGCCUAUAUGACUGCCUAUGUGGCAGCCUAUAUGACUGCCUAUGUGGCAGCCUAUAUGACUGCCUAUGUGGCAGCCUAUAUGACUGCCUAUGUGACAGCCUAUGUGGCUGCCUAUAUGACUGCCUAUGUGGCUGCCUAUAUGACUGCCUAUGUGGCAGCCUAUGUGACAGCCUAUGUGGCAGCCUAUGUGACAGCCUAUGUGGCAGCCUAUGUGGCUGCCUAUGUGACAGCCUAUGUGGCUGACUAUGUGGCAGCCUAUGUGACUGCCUAUGUGGCAGCCUAUAUGACUGCCUAUGUGGCAGCCUAUAUGACUGCCUAUGUGGCAGCCUAUAUGACUGCCUAUGUGGCAGCCUAA
Messenger RNA from Procambarus clarkii (red swamp crayfish), 885 nucleotides. NCBI's taxonomy places the organism in Eukaryota, Metazoa, Arthropoda, Malacostraca, Decapoda, Cambaridae. The record is from RefSeq and is a predicted model, not a curated record.